AUGAAGGACAAGUUUACAAGCACUAUUCUUCAAAGCGAACAACUCGUUAAGUAUCUUUUAGAAACAAGUGCGUAUCCAAGAGAGCACGAACAACUCAAAGAACUCAGGAAUGCUACUGUCGACAAGUAUCAGUUUUGGAGCCUGAUGAAUGUGCCUGCCGAUGAAGGCCAAUUUCUUUCAAUGCUAUUGAAACUGAUGAAUGCAAAGAAAACUAUUGAAGUUGGAGUGUUUACUGGUUACUCACUUCUUUCAACUGCUCUUGCUCUUCCAGAUGAUGGAAAAAUUAUUGCGAUUGAUCCAGAUAGAGAAGCAUAUGAGACUGGGUUGCCAUUUAUUCAGAAGGCAAAUAUGACCCAUAAAAUCCAGUACAUUCAGUCUGAUGCCACCACAGUUAUGAACAAGUUCUUAGCCGAGGGAGAAGAAGGAACAUUCGACUUUGCAUUUGUCGAUGCAGAUAAGGAAAACUACAUAAGCUACCAUGAACAGCUACUAAAGCUAGUCAAAGUUGGUGGAAUUAUAGCUUAUGACAACACAUUAUGGGCUGGUACAGUAGCAUUAUCUGAGGAUGAAGAAAUGGUUGAUUACUUAAAGGGAUGCAGAGGUUAUAUAAUGAAACUCAACACAUUUUUAGCAGCUGAUUCUCGUAUUGAAUUGGCUCAGCUUUCAAUUGGAGAUGGCCUCACUCUUUGCAGGCGCCUUAAAUAG
Messenger RNA from Fraxinus pennsylvanica, 705 nucleotides. The record is from the annotation of a GenBank genome assembly. Lineage: Eukaryota; Viridiplantae; Streptophyta; Magnoliopsida; Lamiales; Oleaceae.